AUGGGCUCAGACUUUAGCACAGUGAAGUCAAGAAAGGUCACUUUUUGCUCCAUCUGCAAGGCCAUGAUGUCUCACCCAGUGAGCAUCAACUGUGGACACAGCUACUGCAAAUCCUGCACACAGAGCCAUUAUUGCAAUGUCAGCUCAAAGACAGGAUGGAAGAUGUUGGGCUGCCCUUUGUGUAGUAGUCCAUUUAGUUUAGAGAACCUCAGGCCCAACAAGGAGCUAGAAACCAUAACUGAUAUGAUCAAAGGGAUAGAAGGGCAGGAUCAUGACACGGUGUGUGAGGAACAUGAAGAGAAACUUAAUCGCUUUUGUGGAGAUGAUGGUCAGCUCCUCUGCUGGCGCUGUUGUUGGGAAGAUCAGCACAAAGGUCAUACCUUAUUUGCUGUGAAUGAUGUGUACUAGAACUAUAAGAAAAAACUCCAGAAUACCAUGACAAAAUUGAGUGAACUCCAAGAGACUCUCGAAGUUCAGAUACAUUUCAUAACAAGCCAAAUAAAUGCCUGGAAGGUAUUUGGUCACAGUAAGGAACUGUGUUUACUGCAUAGUUACAACUGGUUAUGGUUUUUUAUAGUCAAUGUGAUCCAGGACCCCAGCACAGCCCAUCUCAACCUAGCUCUGUCUAAAGGUGGAAGACUAGUGACUUACAAAAGAUGCCACAGGGAUCUUCAGGCUUCUGCCAAGAGGUUUUAUGAUUUGCCCUGUGUCCUAGGCUCUGAGGGUUUUACUGUAUGAAGAUAUUACUUUGAAGUCUCUGUUGAGAAUGCAACCAGUUGAGAUGUAGGAGUCUGUUUAGAGACAGUGCAGAGGGGCUUUAACAUGAAGAAGGAGCUUGAGUUUGGAUUCUGGACUAUCAAGAUGUCUGAAGAGGAUGGCCUUGAAGCUCUCACUUCUGCCCCUACUCCUCUCCUUUAUCUGAGUGAAAAGCCCCAGCUAGUGGGAGUUUUUCUAGACUAUGAGGCUGGAGUUGUAUCUUUUUACAGUGUAACCACUGGCUCCCACAUCUUCACCUUCCCCAAGGCUUCUUUCUGGGAUACCCUGAGGCCCAUUUUCCAGGUUUAUCAACAUUCUCCUUUGUUCCCUCCUGCCAUAAAUAAUCAUGGAAAGAAGUAAAGUCCCUAUACCUUAAGUAGCAUCGUAGAAAAUCCAUAAAUCCCACAAGGCAGAAACUUUGUUUUUCUUCACUGCUAAUUCCAAUGUUUUUAAUGAACUUUCAAUAAAUGUGCUUUGAAUUAAUAACACUUUUAAACGUGUUGAAUAUUGAAUGAUUCAAAACAUAUUGCACAGUCCCUGUGUUCAGACAAAAAAAAUUGAGGUAAUUAUUGUUUUCUGUUUAUAGUGGGCACAGCUGUGAGGAACUUUUUUUAAAUUAAAUCAUUAAAAUUGGAAUACCCACUUGUAAUUUGGGCCACAUCUCCUGCUGGAAGUCUAUAUAAAGGACAUGGAAGAAGGAAGCACGUUCGUUCUCUCUCUCUCUCUCUCUCUCUCUCUCUCUCUCUCUCUCUCUCUUUCUCUCUCUCUCUCUCCUUUUCCCCCUCCCUCCCUCCCUCCCUCCCUCUCUCCCUCCCUUCCUGCUUGCCUUAGUCUCUAUGGCAUGUCCAUUCCUUCACUGGCACUACUUCUGGAUUUCAAUGUAUAUUGAAGAUCAAUAGAGAUAUUUAGCUUCCUGUACUGAACAGUACUGGAUUUUUGGACUUUCUCUUGGUUGACAACCUUGGUUGGACUAGCUGGGCUACAGCCUAUAAGCCACAGUAAUAAAUAAAUCAUAUGUGUGUAUACACAUUACACAUACAACAUACAUACUUACAUACAUACAUACAUACAUACACACACACACACACACACACACAUAGAGGUUGUUGAUAUUCAUGCUUUAUUACUAUUCUGGAAAAGAUGCAGGGGAUUGAAAAAAUUAUACCAUUUUCUUCUAUGAUUAAAAAUAUACUUUGGAUGAUUUUUUAGAAUGCAUUUUUCAGUUUCCUAGAAAAUUCAAUAACCAUGUUUCUCAGUUUUUAUUCCAUCCUUCUUUCAUAGUCUGCAUAAUCUACACCAGAGGCACCUAACAGAAAGCAUCCUUUGUGUGGUCUCCCCAUGCUGUUAGCAGAUGUGCUAACCAGUAGAUGGCGAUCUUGUAUUUUUGGUGGCUGUGGUAAUACAGCUUUGGUUUUAAUAAAAUGUAAAUACUUUUUGGACCAAGAAAAAUAAAGGUAAAAGUCAUUUUGUUCUUACAAAAGAUUUUAAACAAUUCAAGCCAACAAUGUUUUUGGUGUUUUUCUUUUUUGUUGCUUUUUGGUUUAGUUUGAAAUAGGGUCUCACGGUAUAACUCUAGCUGUCCUGGAACUAGUCUUGUAGACCAAGCUGGCUGUGAAGACACAGAACUCUGUUGGCCUGACUCUGCCUCCAGAGUGCUGGACCAUGUGCCAGAAUGCAUGCCCAACACACUUGGCAAUAAUAUUAAUUUUAAUUCAGAAUAAAAAAUCCCCCCUCCCUCCUUUUACAUAAGAUCUGAUUCUGAAACCCCAGGCUGUACUAGAGUUCACUAUGUAGCCCAGGCUAGCUGCAAACUUAUGGAAAUCUUUCUGCCUCAGCUUCCCAAGUGCUGACUGUUGAGAUUGUAGCUAUGAACUACCACCUACAAUUAUGAUUUUACUGACUGGUUGAUCAGUUUUAGUUUUUAGAGACAGGAUCUCAUGUUGCCCAUGUUGAUACUAUGUGGCAGAUGAUGACCUUGAACUUUUGAAUUUUUUGCAUCCACCUCUUGAGUGCUGGAAAUACAGGGGACAUCACUACAUCCAAUUUAUGGUGGUCAAGUAGGGGGCUUCAUACAUGGUAGGUAGACAUUCUACCAACUAAGCUAUAAUAUAUCCCUAGCCCCUUUGGUGGUUUUAAAUGUCAUCUCAUGGGAACCUUGGUUCUUAUUUAAAAUCUAUGACUUUCUUUUACUUUAGCAAGUAAUCAACCUCAUUAGAGUCAGGUUUCAUCAUCCCAUCAGACUCCUUGACAGGUCAGUGUUCAACGAUUUUGAAUUGUCACUCAGAUUUCUUCUAUAACUAUUUUGGGUCCUUAGUGACAUUCUGCUCAUAGUUCAUUUCUCAAAGGCAGUGGCUGUUUAGGGUGAGAGUUGAAAGCCAGACAGCUCACUAUCUCCAAAUGGGCAGAGAAAUAUGGAUAGGCUUAAUGUGUGUGUGUGUGUGUGUGUGUGUGUGUGUGUGUGUGUGUGUGUGUGACACACAGACAGACAGACAGACAGACAAACAGAGGUGUGUGUAUGUUUGGGGGGUGGCUGUAUUUUUCCUUUCUUUUUUCUUUUCUCUCUCAUUCUAAUUCUCAAGCAACUACCUCCCUAAAAUUUGAGUAUUUUAGUGAGAAGACAUCUAAAGUUAGGGAAACUGUGGUCUCAAAACAUGUGUUGAAUGUUGCUUUUUAUGUUUUUGUUUUUGUUUGUUUGUUUGUUUGUUUGUUUGUUUUUGGUCUCUGUGCACUUCUGCUUGGCUUUAGUCAAAUAGACCUGGGAGGCAGUAGCAGCAUAAAGUUCAUGACUAAGACAACUCAUAAAAGACAGCAUUUAAUUUGGGGCUCAUGGUUCUAGAGGGUUAGGAUCCAAUUUGUUAUCCUGGGAAACAUUUCAAUAGACAGGUAGUCCUGGCCCUGGAGCAGUAGCUGUCAACUUGCAUAUUGAGACAAUAAUCAAGUAGCAGAAAGAGAGUUGACUGGAACAGCUUGGGCUUUGGAAACCUCAAAGCCCACUCCAGUGACAAACCUCCUAAUCCUUCUAAAACAGUUCCACCAACUGGGAACCAAGCAUUCAAACAUAUGAGCCUAUAAGGAUCAAUCUCAUUCAAACCACCAAAGAGAAAAAGAGAACACACACACACACACUUCUGUGCCCAUCUGUGAAUGAUGAGCUUCCUUACGUCCAGAAGAGGGAACGAAUGGCCCCUUACCCCAAUCCAGGUAGUUCUUCCCAUCCAGCUCUUCCCCCAUUGUCUUCCUAACACCAUAUUUAGUCCCCACAGAUACUCUGCUUCAUCCCCAAGAUGUGUUGGUGACAGAAGUCAAUGGGGCUUUGCAUGCCAUAUAUGCUGAUCUUUCCUUACCAGGUUUAUAACUCUUAGUUUUGUGGGGUCUUCAUAAGAGAAGACUGCUCAGACAUGGGUUGAGCCAACAGAAAGUCUUUAUUAGCCAGCCAGCAACUACACAGUAUGUUUGGGAUUCCAGUGUAAAACUGAACCUUCUUCAAGGUGAGCUUUUAAGCACAAAAACCAUGUCCUGGUUUGACAGACUUCAAUUGACAAGAUCAGUUAGCCAGAAGUGGAACUACGGAAGCCAAAAAGCAAGGUUAGUACAUUUAAAGGGCCCCCACACACCCUAUAAGUGUGGACAUUGAUGGAUUAGACCUUUAUUUUACUUUUGGCAGUUGGUGCUAUCUAUGCAUUGAAUUUUAUAACCUGAAUGGUACUUUCAUUAUGGAGUCAGAUGUGCUAAGGCCUGGAACCUAAGGUCAGGGGCUCUGUUAUAUUCACCACUGGUCUUAGUAAAUAAGUCAAAUUGAGGGCUCACUCUGCCCUAAAGAGGUAUAGUUGUUCCUAAGGACCAUUAAUUUUACUGGUCUGAUACAUAAUUGUCCAUAUAAUUUAAGAUGCAGAAGCCCACUAUUAAUCCAAUCAGAAUGAGAAUUAAGAGCUGAGUCAGUACUGAGGGCAUAGUAGUUAGCCUGGGUGACUAAGAGGACAGAGACUAGUGUCAAUCAUCUGAUUUAUGUCUUUGCCUUUUUUUCUUUUUGUGCUACUUUUUUUUUCUUUUUUUCCUGAGCUGAGGACCGAACCCAGGGCCUUGCGCUUGCUAGGCAAGCGCUCUACCACUGAGCUAAAUCCCCAACCUUUGUGCUACUUUUUAACCAUAGCAAGAUUUUUAAAAAUUAUUCAUGAUUAAUUAGAGUAGAAACAACAGAUUUUUUUUAAAAGCUAUUACAUUAGUUUUCUUUAUGUCAUAAGAAGUGCGUCUAAAUCUUUUAAUCUAGGUCUUGAUCAAUCUGUGACUUAGUUUGGAAAGCAUCAGAAGAGGCAUACUUAGUCAAACUAUUAGCCUAUACCCACCAAGCAAUCUCAGGGGCUCGUUAUCCAUAUGAAUUAACCCGUAAGGUAGCAGGCAUUAGAAUAAGGAGAAGUUGCCUAGGUUAAACGUGUUACAUAUUACACAAGCUCCAGCCCCUUGUAAGUCCUUCAACAUUAAUGUGUGUUGCCCCCAGUCAUAGUGAGUUUUGUCAGCCAAUGGGCUGGCAGUUUAGUUAGUUCUUAUCCCUAUGUAGUAUGGGGGCUGGAUGCCUAGGUAUAACUAGCAAUCUUGGCUUAUUUUUGGCUAGGAUUGAUUAAUUUUACCCCCAGGGUACCUUUCUGUGGCCUAGUGUUUGAUGCUCCAGGUUGUCCCUGUUUUUCAGAGGCCAGAAUCUUUUUGAAAAGGAAUUUUUCAAGAAGCCUUAGUUUCAUAACCUCAGUGGUUACAAUGGAAACUCCCUGGUUUCUGGCAACCAGGGAGUCCAACUACAGGGCAUGCUUAGAAUUGCAAACUCUGUAUUUCUAUCUCAAAAGUUAAAUUCCCAUACCUUUCCUUUCUCCAGUCCAGCCAGAUAUUUAUAGUGGGCAUCAGUGAGGAAAGGGCAAGAAGAGUAUGGGCUGCUGGUCUGUAGACAUCCUAACUAAUAACACCUUCCCUGUAUCUGUCUUCCUCAUUUCCUGGGUCCGGGCCUGAGGGCCAUGGGCAUUGAAUCCAUACUGAACACAAGUCUUAGGGUGGAGUAUAGGGGAAGGGAGUGGAAGGGCUUGGGGACACAGUGAAACCUUCAUUUCAACUUCCAUUAGUCUGUAGUCUUGAGACAGUCCUUUUGGCAGCAUCCGUGGCUUUCAGUUUUUUGAUCUGGGUGUGGGGAAUCCAUGGUGAAAAGCCAGCUAUAUCCACAGCCAUAGGUGUGGUGUGGAGAGAAUCCACAUGUAGAGUCCUUUUUAACUUGGUUUCAGUACUCCUUUGGCUACCUGCUUGACCCAGACAGUACCAUUGGACAAGGGGAAACUGGUGGUAGAAUUGGAGGUCAUCUGAGUGUCUGGGAGAGUAGUAGCCUGUAUGGAGGACUGGAGUGCCCAUAGUGACUUGAGAAAGGGAUGGGUAGAGAGUUCUACCAACUGCUGGUCUCUGAGCCUGGGAAACAUGAGGGAAGUCUUCCAAACAUAAUUUUAUAUGGGACCAUGAAAGGCACCCUGGUUCCCAGUUGAGGAAGUUUGAAACCCCAGUGACCCUGAAAGGGACAGUAGGCAUUUCUCCUGACUCCCAGGAAACCAGGUUGGUCACUAGCCACAAUCUUCCAUAGAUUUGUGGCCAUCAGUUACAUAAGGCAAUGCCCUAAGGCCCUCCACAGGUAGAGGAUGUGACCAUAUGUCAUGUAGGCUCAAGAUACAUCUACAUUAUAAUGAGGUACCUAAAGACCUGGAGGCUUAGCCUGUAGCCUUUUCUUCCCAGACACUCUUCCCUGCAAAAGGUAUUUAAUCUCAGGCUCACCCCGAGAAGUGAGGUAUAGUUUUACUCAUCUACUUUCCACCAUGACAAUAAACGCCUUAAAACUACUGACUGUCUCUUUUCAUGGGGAUCCACCAUGGGGAGCCACAGAGAAGGCCUUCGCCUACAGAGCAGCUGUCUAAUCUCCCAUAGAUGGCCUCCUUGUGCUCCCAGCCACCUCCAUGACCAAACCUGCAGCCCACCUCUGCCAAGCCAAGGACUAUCCCCAGGGGGCCAGUCGGAGCUCCUCCUCUUUCCCCCUUUGCCCCAGGCUAGAUCCAAC
Molecule: messenger RNA, 6832 nt
Organism: Rattus norvegicus (Norway rat)
Lineage: Eukaryota; Metazoa; Chordata; Mammalia; Rodentia; Muridae
Source: RefSeq, a predicted model, not a curated record